AUGAAGGAACAAGUGUUCUGCGUCAUCCCUGAAGGCGUGGAAAUAAAAGGGUUCUUUGAUUGUCUGGAGUUGGUGAAGGCAAUCUACGGACUCAAGCAAGCGUCGCGCGUAUGGAACGAAACGUUUGACGAGUUUGUUGACGGUCAUUGGUUUCCUACCAGUAUUGGUAACCGUGACCGGUCCAAUCCGAACCGCCUUUUCAGCUUUGUAUUUACGACGUAG
This is a messenger RNA of Peronospora matthiolae, 222 nucleotides long. The record is from the annotation of a GenBank genome assembly. NCBI's taxonomy places the organism in Eukaryota, Oomycota, Peronosporomycetes, Peronosporales, Peronosporaceae.